AUGUCGUCAGAUUUGACAAAUCCUGCUCCGGCUUGGCUCGACAAGGGCGAUCAAGCAUGGCAAUUGACUGCAGGGACACUGGUUGCACUGCAAUCCAUCCCCGGCCUCGCUAUUCUCUAUGCCGGGUUUGUGAAGAAAAAAUGGGCUAUCAAUUCCGCAUUCAUGGUCUUUUACGCUUUCUCAGCUACAUUAAUCUGCUGGGUAAUAUGGGCCUACAAAAUGGGCUUUGGCAAGCAAUGGGGGAAUUUCCCCCUCGUCGGCACCCCAGGCCCAGUCUUGACGAUGCAACAAAAUCUAGCUCAAACAGAAUUACCAGCUGCAGGUCUAUCAACCAAUUUCAACUUAUCGACCAUGAUAUAUUUCCAAUUUGUGUUUGCAGCGAUCACGGUGAUUAUACUUGGGGGAUCGCUGUUGGGUCGGAUUAAUAUUUUGGCUUGGAUGGUUUUUGUGCCGCUUUGGAUUACGUUUAGUUAUACUGUCGGUGCUUUUAGUAUCUGGGGAGGAGGAUUUUUGUAUAAAAUGGGGGUGCUGGACUAUUCGGGCGGAUAUGUUAUUCAUUUGAGUUCUGGCACUGCCGGAUUCACGGCUGCAUACUGGCUCGGUCCGCGUCUACAAAGAGACCGAGACUCAUUCUACCCCAACAACAUUCUCCUCAUGCUGGUCGGCGCCGGUAUUCUCUGGGUGUGCUGGAACGGCUUCAACGGAGGAGAUCCUUACGCUGCUAGUCCUGACGCCGGUGUCGCCGUACUCAACACAAACAUCUGCACUGCCAUGAGUCUUUUGGUAUGGACCAUGCUCGACUACAUCUUUUUCAAGAAACCGUCCGUCAUUGGCGCUGUGCAGGGCGAGAUUACGGGAUUGGUGGCCAUCACGCCCGCUGCUGGGUUUGUGACUGGCUGGGGUGCUAUUGUUAUCGGGGCUUGUUCUGGGUCUAUUCCUUGGAUUUCGAUGAAUAUUCUCGGACGACAGAAAUGGAUGAAGCAGGUGGAUGACGUUAUGGGCACUGUACACACUCACAUGGUCGCCGGGUUUACUGGUGGCUUUCUAACGGGCAUAUUCGCAACAAUCGACGGGUGCGCGGCAUUUGGCCUGACGAACCCCGGCGGCGCCAUAGAAGGGAACGGAAGACAAGUAUGGUUACAAAUCGUAGGCGCACUAUUCAUCAUCGGGCUCAAUCUGUUCAUGACCAGCGUGAUUUGUCUGUUUAUCAAAUACGUCCUGCGGAUUCCUCUGCGUAUGUCAGACGAACAUCUCAUGGUUGGUGACGAUGCUGUUCACGGCGAAGAGGCGUAUGCUCUGUUCUUUGAAGGGGAGCGGAGUCAUCUUAGUCUGCAUGGGGCUGGGCUGGAGAGUGGCCAGGUUACAGAGGGAGGCAGGGUGGCCGUUACCAGCCCUACGAGUGGGACGGUUAGCCCUCAGCAUUCGGCUAGGGAUAAGGAGGAGGUUAAGAUUGAUUAA
Molecule: messenger RNA, 1458 nt
Organism: Talaromyces stipitatus ATCC 10500
Lineage: Eukaryota; Fungi; Ascomycota; Eurotiomycetes; Eurotiales; Trichocomaceae
Product: ammonium transporter, putative
Exons: 7
Coding region: 1-1458 (485 amino acids)
Biological process (GO): ammonium transmembrane transport
Cellular component (GO): plasma membrane
Molecular function (GO): ammonium channel activity
Source: RefSeq, a predicted model, not a curated record